AAAAUGAAUAUUAUGUGUAAAAAUAUUAUUUUUAAACCAAGAUACAACAAUCUCAACAUUUCUAGUUUCCAAAAAGUUUUGCUUACAUUACCAAGAUUAUUUUGCUCCAAAAAACCCCAAAGCGAACCAGUACUUUUGGACCCAACCAAUAAAAUAGCAGUAGUAACUGGAGGAACUGGCGACAUAGGAGUUUCAAUUGCAAGCGAACUGCUAAAAAAUAAUGUUCAAAAAGUUGCACUUCUCGAUUUAAAUCCCGAUAUCGGACUAAAAGCUAUUAAUGAACUUACUUGCGUUCAUGGUUGCGAUAAAGUAGUUUUUUUGAAAUGCGAUGUUAGCCUACCAAACUGUGUAAAAGAUGCCUUUAAGACAGUUUCAAGAGAAUAUGGUAACUUUGAUAUACUAGUUAAUGCAGCUGGCUAUUGGAAUGAAAAGGAUUGGGAGGGUCAAAUAGAAUCAAACUUGUUUGGUAUAAUCACAACAAACAUUUUUGCCACCUUUUUCAUGAACCCAAACGGCAUCAUAAUCAACGUUUCCGGUUCCGGUUUCGAAGGGAUUUCCCACUCCCCCAUAUUAUCAGCCAGUUUUUCUGGAAUCGUGUCAGCUUCAAGGUGUUUUGGCCACAAAGACAACACGUGCAAAUCCAAAAUACGCGUCACCUGUCUGUGCCUUGGCAUAACAAAAACCAAAUUCAUCAUGGAGGCCGAGAAGAGACAGUUGACGAAAGGCAUGUCGAGCGAUUUGGAGGUGUUUUUGAAGUCACAGCCCACACAGACUACGGAACCGCUUAAGGUUUCCGUAAUACACCUGAUCAAGUACGCCCAAACGGGAACGGUUUGGGUGGCUGACGAUUACAAGCUUUAUACCCUAGAAUUUCCAAAUUGGAAGACAUAUGCUACAAUGGAAGCUCGGUUUAUGUAGUUCAUUAGUAUACUCGUACAAUAAUGUAGUUUUAUGCCCAUAACCAUAUUUAAUAAAAUGUGCAUA
Brassicogethes aeneus is the source of this 984-nucleotide messenger RNA. NCBI's taxonomy places the organism in Eukaryota, Metazoa, Arthropoda, Insecta, Coleoptera, Nitidulidae. The record is from the annotation of a GenBank genome assembly.